AGCCACUGACCCGUCUCGUGCCUCUCUCUUAUCCCCUCCUUUCCUCUCCACAUCUUUUCUUUUAAUACUGUCCUUAACUAGCCCUUCUCUCUCGAUCUUUAUCUCUAUCUGGUAAAUUUCGUUGUUAGGAUUCCCAUUGAGAAUUCUACAUAACCUCCUGAGCCCACGCCACGCUCAUGGCUCCAGAGAAAGACGGCAACGGUCUGGACAACUUUGCGUUUACUGUUGAAGGUGUCGAUCGCUUCUGCAAGUUGCCGGAAAAAGAUAACGAUACGCUUUCAGAGGACGGAGAAAGAAAUAAACUGGCAUACUGUGUCACGGAUAUUCCACCAUGGUACCUCUGCAUUAUUUUGGGGAUUCAGCAUUGUCUUACAGCUUUUGGUGGCAUUAUUGCCAUUCCUCUGAUCCUGUCUCAGGGCUUGUGUCUACAGCAUGAUGGUCUCACGCAAAGUCACCUCAUCAGCACCAUCUUCUUCGUGUCAGGCCUGUGCACCUUACUGCAGGUCACUUUUGGAGUGAGGUUACCCAUUCUCCAGGGUGGGACAUUUACUCUUCUUUCACCCUGCAUGGCUUUGCUUUCAAUGCCCGAGUGGAGCUGCCCGGCCUGGACACAGAAUUCCAGUUUGGUCAAUGUCUCCUCACCUGAAUUCAUUCAAGUUUGGCGGAGUCGCAUACAGGUGCUUCAGGGAUCGAUCAUGGUUGGAUCUUUGUUUCAGGUGCUGGUGGGAUUCACCGGUCUUAUUGGCCUCUUCAUGCGUUUCAUUGGUCCCUUGACCAUCGCACCAACCAUUUCGCUGAUCGGCCUAUCGCUGUUCGACUCUGCUGGCGUGAACGCAGGACACCACUGGGGCAUCUCUGCUAUGACAACAAGUUUAAUUGUGAUCUUCUCUCAGUACCUCCGCCAUAUUGCCAUACCCUUCCCGACAUACAGCAAAGCCAAGAAAUUUCACACCACCAAGAUGUACAUAUUUCAGAUUCUACCAGUCCUGUUUGGAAUUACUCUGUCUUGGUUGAUUUGCUACAUCUUGACAAUCUACAACGUCCUACCCUCUGACCCUGUCCAAUAUGGCUAUCUAGCCCGCACUGAUGUUAAAGGGGAUGUUAUUGGCAGGGCUCCUUGGUUCAGAUUUCCUUAUCCAGGUCAAUGGGGUGUACCAACCGUAAGCCUGGCCGGGGUUUUUGGAAUCCUGGCGGGAGUCAUAUCCUCAAUGAUUGAGUCAGUGGGUGAUUAUCACGCCUGUGCCAGGUUAUCUGGUGCCCCACCACCCCCCAGACAUGCCAUCAACAGGGGCAUUGGUAUUGAAGGUAUUGGAUGUCUCCUGGCAGGUGCCUGGGGCACAGGAAACGGCACCACCUCUUACAGUGAGAAUGUAGGAGCUCUGGGGAUCACCAAGGUUGGCAGUCGCAUGGUGAUUGUGGCCAGUGGAUUUUUAAUGAUUAUAAUGGGAAUGUUUGGGAAAAUUGCAGCCAUAUUCACUACAAUACCAACACCUGUCAUUGGUGGGAUGUUUCUGGUCAUGUUUGGGGUCAUUACUGCUGCCGGAUGUUCAAACCUACAGUACGCCGACAUGAAUUCCUCACGCAACAUCUUCAUCUUUGGAUUUUCCAUGUUCACUGGACUUGUGAUUCCCAACUGGAUACUGAAAAACCCCACAGCCAUUGCAACAGGUGUUGUUGAACUGGACCAGGUGCUUCAAGUACUUCUCACAACAAGCAUGUUUGUUGGAGGUUUUUUUGGCUUUUUUCUGGAUAACACAAUAUCCGGAACAAAACGCGAACGAGGCAUCACCGUAUGGAACAGAGUCCACCACAAAGCAUCGGACAACACUGUGGAAAGCGAUGAUGUUUACGGGCUGCCCUUCGGUAUAAGCGCCGGCCUCUCAUCUUUCCCCUGGACCAAAUAUGUGCCCUUCUGCCCUUCACACAAACCCAGAGUGGAGGAUGACACACCGUCCAGCGUGGACUCUUUGGACACCAAAACAGAGCCUAACAAAGAUGAUUCACACAUUAUAGUGGGGGUGGCAUUAUAAUACGUGAAAGCUUGGUUUUAAAUAGAAAAGGCUCUGUAUUCACUGUCACCAGUGGAACACACACUCACUGAACUGAGAGGUAGCUACCAUGACGUCUCAUUUUGAGAACCCCUUAAAACCUUAUAUUUCUAAUCCCACACAGGACGGUAGUGUUUUUGUAUUGUAUGAGACCAUUUUUAUCACAUUUUACGCUUAAUGAACACUGGAUCGAGAAAGCAAAGAAUUACUUUAAAGUAUUAUAGUGGUGUUUAAAGUAACAUCUCGACAAUUUGACUUAUUAUUUUCUGUUUUUUUUUGUUGGCUCUUUAGGGGGUGAUUUAGAUUGAACAUGGAAGUGCCUCAUUUAACAUUUAUCUAAAUGCUUUACCAUGUUAUAUCUGUCUUUUCAAUUAUUUUUAAUGCCUCGUUUUAAAUGGAGAGAUUAUGUUGAUACUAUAUUGUAUUUUGUACACACAUUUAAAAGCCAUAAAAUUGUUCAC
This is a messenger RNA of Triplophysa rosa, 2509 nucleotides long. It is a transcript of the gene slc23a4, whose product is annotated as solute carrier family 23 member 4. Gene Ontology annotation, molecular function: transmembrane transporter activity. The transcript has 12 exons. Bases 177 to 2030 code for a protein of 617 amino acids. Gene Ontology annotation, biological process: transmembrane transport. The record is from RefSeq and is a predicted model, not a curated record. NCBI's taxonomy places the organism in Eukaryota, Metazoa, Chordata, Actinopteri, Cypriniformes, Nemacheilidae. Gene Ontology annotation, cellular component: membrane.